Molecule: messenger RNA, 2309 nt
Organism: Chenopodium quinoa (quinoa)
Lineage: Eukaryota; Viridiplantae; Streptophyta; Magnoliopsida; Caryophyllales; Amaranthaceae
Product: chaperone protein dnaJ GFA2, mitochondrial-like
Exons: 7
Coding region: 1382-1933 (183 amino acids)
Biological process (GO): protein refolding
Cellular component (GO): cytoplasm
Source: RefSeq, a predicted model, not a curated record
UUGAAUGUUAUGUAGAUAAGUUUAAUUUUCUGAAUUUUUUUAAUUUUAAGUAAAACCAUUGACUUGUACUCCCUAAUGUCCCAUUUUAGUUGUCAGAUGUAGGGAAUGAAAAAAUUUGAACUUCAUUUAUAAUCAUGUUUCCCACCUUUUAGAUUACUUUUGAUCAGCAAAAUUUGAAUUUAGUGGCAUAUUAAAUGCUUUUGUUAAUUUUAGAAAAAAAAAAACUUUUGUAAACAUUAUACUUCUUCCGUUUAAUUAAAUGCAGCAUUUGUAAAAACACCUAUGCAGUUUUUGGAGAUGAGAGAGUUAGAGAGAGAAAGAGGACCCCUGUGACAUGAGAGAGACAGAGAGAAUUUAUCAACUAAAUAGGGAAGUGAUGCAUUUAAUUUGAGACUUCCUUAUCUAGAAAGUGAAAUACAAUGCUGAAAGAACACACGGAGGCAAUUGACUAAUCUCCGAAUCAAACCUGUUAAACCUGUUGCCUGCGUGUUAACUACAAUUUUCUUUUAGGCAUACCCUCUUUAUUUUUAAUCCCUGUAGCUUAUAUACAAACAGCAAUAUAGGGGCUUUAGGCCUUCAAUGGUUUUUGCACUCUGCAGUAGGCUGCAAAACUUCCUUAAAGUUUGAUGACCAUGUAGCCAAAACAUGAAAUAUAUCUCCCUCAACCCCAAUGUCUCAAUAUUAUCAAUCAUCAAAGAAUCUGUAUGUAUUCUGCACCUUUUAUUUCUGUUCUAUGACAAUUCCUUUCUGGAUGCAAUUUUGCUUGCUGAUGUGACUCAAAGCUAUUUGUAAUCAAAUGUUCAAGAACAAUACCUACUCGAACAAUCAGGCAUAAAGAUUUGAGCUUCUCAUAUGUAUUAAUUCACCAACGCCUUGAAUAUGGAUAAACGGUUGAAUUUUGAAAUAGGUUUUAGUUGCAACCAAGGCUGUUAGGAUUGGUAUCCCUGGUUGGAUUGAUGAGGGAAGUAGGAUUGAAUCAGUAAAAUCGGAUUGUAGAUUUGUAAGAUCCUACAAUUGAUAAAUGAGGCAAUCAAGGUGUUGCUACAUAACUAGAUACCCAUCUUUCAAGCAAUAAGAAUGCCAAAAUGUAUAUUUAAUACUUGCAACAAUAUUCUCAAGUAGUGUUCGCAUUACAACUAAAUAUGUUCAUGCUGUUGUAUACUAUUAUUUGUCAUUAAUAGUUUCUUCUUAGAGCAUCCUUUUUGCUGAUGAAUUACCAGUCCAUACCUUGAAAGCUGCAUACAUAUUUGGGAUGUCUUCACUAAAAUGCUGGAUUUUUUUUUUCUUUAUCUGGUGUUAACCAUUUUUGAGAUUCAAUCAAAUAUCUUGUUAGUACCUUCCCUGCUAUGUGGCAUACAGACAUUUGUAUGUGGUGAAUAAUAUGUUGAAUCUGACAAUUCUUUUGCUUUUGAUAUGUGGCAUACAGACAUAUUGCAAGUCCUGCAAUGGUAAUCGAGUGGUGCUGGGAUCAAAGUCUGUUCGACUAGACAUCAUUCCUGGUGUGGAUAAUAAUGAAACAAUCAAGGUAUCUAGAAGUGGUGGAGCUGAUCCUGAUGGAUACGGGCCAGGUGAUCUUUAUGUUGUCAUUAAGGUUAGAGAAGACCCAGUUUUCCGAAGAGAAGGAUCUGACAUUCAUGUCGAUGCUGUUUUGAGUAUCACCCAGGCAAUUUUGGGUGGGACAAUCCAGGUUCCAACUCUAACUGGAGAUGUUGUUCUUAAGGUUCGUCCUGGGACCCAACCAAAUCAGAAGGUCGUGCUGAAGAAAAAAGGAAUUAAAGCAAGGGGCUCUGCCUCAUUUGGGGAUCAGUUUGUGCACUUCAAUGUCAGCAUCCCAACGAGCUUGACCCCAAGACAGCGGGAACUAAUAGAAGAAUUUUCCAAAGAAGAGCAAGGAGAAUGUGACAAACGUGCUGCAGCUGGUGCCUCUAGAUAGAUAAUCUUGGUUUUCAUAAACAAAGUAGCAAAAUCUGAACUGCAUGAUCUCUCAUGCUGUCAUGCAGCUAAAGAAGAAAACUCAAUUUGUUAUUCCUGGAUUUUAAAUAAUUUACGUUUUUUUUUAUUUGUUGAAGGGGUUGAAAUUGUUAGCGAGGUUGCUCUUUUUUGGGACAGUGGUACGGGAGGGGGUUGGCCGAAUAUGUGUUAUAUGAUUAGCUUAACCUAUUAGUGAGCUGAAAAUUUUUGUAGGACAUAAAUACUUGGUCGAUUUGACGCUGUUAUAUGCAAACAAGAAAUUGGCUGCAUUGCCAGGUUUGUACUGUAUAUAUUAAGUCUGAAUAAAUACAAAUUUACAAUGUACCUUGUUGAGUUUU